Scedosporium apiospermum is the source of this 891-nucleotide messenger RNA. RefSeq names its product Cellulase-like protein. Gene Ontology annotation, cellular component: extracellular region. Gene Ontology annotation, biological process: carbohydrate metabolic process. Bases 1 to 891 code for a protein of 296 amino acids. The transcript is spliced from 3 exons. Lineage: Eukaryota; Fungi; Ascomycota; Sordariomycetes; Microascales; Microascaceae. Gene Ontology annotation, molecular function: cellulase activity; cellulose binding. The record is from RefSeq and is a predicted model, not a curated record.
AUGGUGUCUCGAACAGUUCUCGCCCUCCUCAUUGCUGGCUCCGCCAGCACCGCCCUCGCCGCCUCCGGGUACUGGGACUGCUGUAAGCCGUCCUGCGCCUGGUCCGGAAAGGCCAACGUCCUCCAGGGCCCCGUCCGAAGCUGCGACAAGAACGACAACCCCGUCGACGCCAGCGUAAAGAGCGGCUGUGACAAUGGCAGCGCCUACACUUGCUCCAACAAUUCUCCAUGGGCUGUCAACGACCAGGUAGCCUUUGGCUUCGCUGCCACUCACAUUAGUGGCGGAAACGAAGCUAGUUGGUGCUGCGCUUGUUACAAAUUGACCUUCACCUCCGGUCCCGUCGCCGGCAAGACCAUGGUCGUCCAAUCCACCAACACCGGCGGCGACCUCUCCGGCAACCAAUUCGACCUCCAAAUGCCCGGCGGCGGCGUCGGCAUCUUCGACGGCUGCGCCUCCCAGUUCGGCCAGAGCCUCCCCGGCGAGCGCUACGGUGGCAUCUCCUCCCGCUCCCAGUGCGACAGCUUCCCCUCAUCCCUCAAGGACGGCUGCUACUGGCGCUUCGACUGGUUCAAGAACGCCGACAACCCAACCCACACCUUCGAGCAGGUCCAGUGCCCCAACGAGCUUGUCGCCAUCUCGGGCUGCCGCCGCGCCGACGACUCCAGCUUCCCCGCCUUCCAGAUGCCCUCAAACCCCACGACUACUCCUCCCGGCAACGGCGGCGGCAGCUCAACCUCCACUAAAGCUCCUACUACGACGACCUCGCCUCCUCCAUCUGGAGGCGCUGCGCAGUGGGCUCAGUGCGGUGGAAUUGGCUGGACUGGUCCCACUUCUUGCGUGUCUCCAUACACGUGCACGAAGCUUAACGACUGGUACUCCCAGUGCUUGUAG